UACUUAUUUAUCAGGAAGCUGUACUUUGGAGUAUUCAGAAUACAUCUCCUACUGGGAUAUGACGAGAGAUGAAGAAGUAGAUAAAAAGGUGGCAAAUGGAACACGCGUAAAGUUGACUUGUGCACAAAGUUAUUAUGAAUAUUCAAUUGUGUAUACUGACAAGGAAACUGAUCACAGACACACACAAGUAGCUGAUAUUGACUGCGUUGAUGGUGAAUUUACAAAACAUAAUCUCACUUGUGAGACAGAGUCUAAAGAAGGCUCAACGUUAACGCCUAUAAAGUGUACACAUAUCGAUAACGGAAAUAUAACAAACCAAGGACUGUCCGUUAAAUGUCACGAAGGCUAUACGCUUUGGUUUGAGAACGAAAUGGAUGCAAGUUUAUAUACAGUAAAUUCGUGUAAGUGCAACCAAACCACCGGUAGAAUACAGUGCUCGGGGACGAAUGUGCAAUGUAAACCAAUUGGCUGCAAGAUCCCAACAUAUUUGGAGCAAGGAUUAACAUUAUAUGACCCAUUCCAAAGAACGCCAACAUCCGGUGCCAAUCGUUAUGAAAUAAAGCACAACGAAUUUUUAACAUUUACUUGUUCGCAUUCUGGCGACACUUUCUUCGAGCCUAACAAGAGGAUGUUCGUCUGCGAUAAAGGGUUAUGGAGUCUAAAGCAGCGCGAUAGUGAGAAACCUUGGGACUUGGGGAACAACGGCUCAUUCCCCAAGUGCCGACCAGUGAAUUGUCCCAUUGGUUUCUGCAAGUUUGGGGGUCGUUGCACGCGAGACCAGCAGUGCGAAUGUCCUAAAAACGAAUCGAAGGGAAACCAGUGUGAAAUACAUAAUAAUUACUGA
Molecule: messenger RNA, 844 nt
Organism: Dreissena polymorpha
Lineage: Eukaryota; Metazoa; Mollusca; Bivalvia; Myida; Dreissenidae
Exons: 6
Coding region: 59-844 (261 amino acids)
Source: RefSeq, a predicted model, not a curated record